Centropristis striata (black sea bass) is the source of this 3260-nucleotide messenger RNA. It is a transcript of the gene rbm28, whose product is annotated as RNA binding motif protein 28. The record is from RefSeq and is a predicted model, not a curated record. The transcript has 20 exons. Gene Ontology annotation, molecular function: RNA binding. Bases 253 to 2715 code for a protein of 820 amino acids. Lineage: Eukaryota; Metazoa; Chordata; Actinopteri; Perciformes; Serranidae.
CCUUAAAUUUCCAAGAUGGCAGCCCACAUUUGUAAACAUGCGAUGUGAUCUGGAAGCUUGUCGUGUUCUAGUUUAACACUUCUGCAGGAUGUAUUCAUCCAGCCGAGUCGUGUGAUAUUAAAUUGCUUGACAUCAACACCCAAGGCGAGAUUGUUAAUACAUUAUAAAUACGUUUGUGAGUCAUUACCGAGUCAGAAAAGCUAACAUUAGCGUGCUAACAGCUAACGUUAGUUAGCUCGGCAGCGGAGAGCCAUGCCAGCGCAGACCAUAUUCGUCCGUCCUCUACCAGCUUCAGCUUCAAACCAACGUCUGGAGGAAAUAUUCUCCGAAAUUGGUCCAGUGAAGCAAUGCUUCGUGGUCAGAGAAAGAGGCACAGACAAAUGUCGGGGAUUUGGCUAUGUCACAUAUUCCAUGGAGGAAGAUGCCCAGCGAGCCUUGAAAGAAAUAAAAGAAUAUGACGGACAAAGGCUUUCCAUAUCUGUGGCGAAGAAGAAAAUAAAAGACAAAAGGAAAAGAGCCCCUAAAGAGCCAGCUGCAGAACCAAAAGGACCACCUGUGGCACCAAAAGAGCCAGCCACGGCCCUUAAAGAACCAGCUGCAGCACCAAAGGGAAAUGAGCAGAAAUUCCAAGGCUUAAGGAAAAAAAAUCUGAAAUCCAGACUCAUCAUAAGGAACCUUAGUUUUAAGUGCUCACAAGAUGAUCUGAAGCAAGUUUUUUCCACAUUUGGAACAGUUCUUGAGGCCAAUAUUCCCCUGAAACCUGAUGGGAAGAUGCGAGGCUUUGCCUUUGUCCUUUUUAAAAAUGUGGCGGAAGCAGGGAGAGCGCUUAAUGCGAUGAACCUGAAGGAGAUAAAAGGUCGGCAGGUAGCAAUCGACUGGGCUGUGCCUAAGGACAAGUUUAUUGCCACACAGCAGUCCUCAAGUGCAGGAAAUAAGAAUGCAGAGAAGGAAACUACAAAACAAAUAGGAAAUAAGAAUGCAGAGAAGGCAACUGCAAAACAGCCAGACACAGAGAGUGAUACUGAAGAUGAGGAUGAAGAAGAAAAGCCACAAGCAGCACCUGAGAGGAAAAAAGCCACUUCAAAACAAGCUGUGCAGCAGGUGGAAGAAUCCCAGUCAGAUGAUGAUAGCGAGGAACAAGACAGCGAAGAGGAGGAGGAGGAGGAAGAAGAAGAAGAAGAAGAGGAGGAGGGGGAGGAUGAUGAUGAUGAUGAUGAUGAUGAAGAGAAAGAGGAUGAUGAUGUGUCCCAGGAGGGAGAUGAUGAUGAUGAUGAUGACGAUCAAAGUAGCCUUGAUUCAAACAAUGAUGAAGAUGAGAGUGAGGAUGAUGAUGAUGAUGAUGAUGAAGAUAAAUUGGCAAAGAAGAAAGAAAGAAAGAGACUCCUCCCUUCAGACGUGAAAGAAGGCAGAACAGUUUUUAUCAGGAACCUGUCCUUUGACACGGAGGAAGAGGGUCUUGAGGAAGUUCUCUUAAAGUAUGGAGAGAUGAACUACAUAAAGGUUGUUCUCCACCCAGACACAGGACAUUCAAAAGGUUGUGCGUUUGCUCAGUUUAAGACUAAAGAGGCUGCAGACAAUUGCAUGGCUGCAGCACAGGACGAGGCAGAGAACGGUGGUAUCCGUGUCGAUGGCAGAAAGCUGCUGAUUGUGGCUGCGGUAAGCAGAGAGGAUGCUUCCAAGCUGAAAGUGGACAAAGUGAAAGUAGAAUCAGGGACCAGGAACCUGUACCUGGCCAGAGAGGGAGUGAUCCGUGCUGGAACCAAGGCUGCAGAGGGUGUGCCUGAAGCAGAUAUGAUGAAACGAACCAGAUUUGAAGAAAUAAAGAAGGCCAAGCUGCGGGACAUAAAUGUGUUUGUGUCAAAGACUCGUCUCUGUGUCCAUAACCUUCCCAAGUCGGUGGACAAUAAAAAGCUUAAAUCGCUCUGCCUCCAAGCAGUAAAAGGCAGCAAGGGAGUCCGCAUCACCGAGUGCCGGAUAAUGUAUGACAAAAAGCCAGAGAAGGGUCAGGUGAUGGGACAGUCAUUAGGUUACGGAUUUGUCCAGUUCCACGACCACGAACAUGCUCUCAGCACACUUCGUUACCUUAACAACAACCCAGACAUCUUUGGCUCACACAAGAGACCUAUCAUUGAGUUCUCUUUGGAGGAUUCAAAGAAACUGAAAAUAAAAGAAAUGCGAAAACAGAAAAACAAGGAAUUUGUCCAAAAUAGGCCUUUUAAAGGAGGAGCGAAACCUCAGUCCCAGGCAGGCGGAGAUGUAAAAGGAUCAUGGAAAGGUGGAAAUAAAGCACAGUCCUCAUCAGAGCGCACAGGAAAGGAGAAAGCUCCUCCUCAAAGCCAGAAGCAAGGCAACCGCUUUUUGGGCUUCCAGACCAAGCCUGAGGUCGAGCAUGUAGAUUUAGAGAACGGGAAAAAACGAAGGAAGGUUCUUCCCUUUCCUUCCCAUCGGGGGCCCAAGAUCAGAAUGCGUGACAAGGGAAAGCAACAGGCCCCGCCCCCCAAGAAAGCAAGGCCUGGAUCCAGAAGGCAAGACCGUCAAAGACAAAACAUGGAAAAACCCACACAGCCCAGAAACCAGGUUCAAACGGCAAAGAAAAAUUUCAAGAGAAGGGACGGGGACCGUUUUGACAGUCUGGUGGAGCAGUACAAGAAGAAACUGAUGGGUAACACUGACAAGAACAUUAAUGUCAGAAGAAACAAGUGGUUUAAUAGUUAAUUUUAAAAAUAAAAUAAAAUUUGUGUAUGUUUGUAUCUGUUUUGUGUGUGUGAGAGAGAGAGAGAGAGAGAAAAAGAGUUGGAAUCUGACCAGUGGAACAGUGGUCCUCUACAUUUGACAUAUAAAGUUAUAAAAUAAGUUCAAUGGGUCUCAUAAAUUAGUUUUGUGUCAAAUUGUACAGUAUGUGAUGCCCAUGAUGUAUGAAACUUUACACUUAACUAAUUCAUCUACUUUUCUGCAUUUAUAUAAUCCAUAUUCAUGUUCUUUUUUACUACUAAAACAAACUGAAUGUUUUUAUGAAAACAUUAAAACCUUUGAAUUUGUGUUUUCUCGUUAAUUUUAAGUCUGUUUAGUUCGAUUCACUGAUAUAAAAGGUUUUGUAACAUGCUCUGAUUUAAAUAUCAGUUUUUUUAAACACUUUUUAAAGUUAAUCAUAAGCCGAUAGCUCUGGAUAAACACUUCCCACACAUGAACCUUGAAGUGUAGCAAGAGAUGAACCACCACAAAUGACAUUUUAGAUUAACCUGGUCUACGUGCUGUUUUCA